AUGUCCUCCCUCGAAAGCGCGAUCGACCUAGCCGAUCGCGUCCUCUCGCGUUUCCCGGACCGUCUCACCCCCGAAAAUUGGCAUGCGUUCAAAACGCCUCUCGAGGACGCGCUUCGCUGCGCCAAAGUUCUGCGCAUGCUCCAAGGGCGUUUCCCCAAACCUUCUCACGACGACGAAGAUGCCAUCGAGGACUACGCUUCGAGACGCGCCGAGGCGAAGAUGGUGUUGAGUUUUUGUAUAGGGGAUGAUGCGUUCGCUUAUAUUGAUGAGGAACCGGUCGAGGAGAUGUGGGACGCGUUGGUGGAUCGGUUUACAAUCCUUUCCGGGGGGAGAGGGAAGACGACCAAGUUGAGGGCGAGGAAGUUGAGACAAUUGUGAGUCGACGGAGCUUGAGCCUCGUGGGAACAAGGGCUGACCGGACGCUUACAUUGGUCACGAUCAGACUCGAUCUCUCACCAACCCCCUUCACCGAAGGUGUCGAUCUCGACGCCUACGUCGCCCAGGUCGCGGAACUGGUCUACCAAAUCAACUUCCUCUACCGCCAAGAACGUCGCGACGAUGCCAAGUACGAAACGCGCAUCGUCCCCGCGUCCUAUGACCACGAUAACGCCCCUCUCAGCCCGAUAAGUUCGACAUUGGGUCACGAAGGAUUACCUUUAGACCCGGAUUCUAGGAGGGAAGCGGUUCUAGCUGAGACGGCACAGAGACUUGAUGGUGGGAGGGUCGGGAGGGGGUCGGGUCAUGAGGGGGCAGUGGAUCUGAUCUCGGAGGAUUUGCAUCGCGAGUUGUUGCAUGCCAAGUUAUUGACCGAUCAUUCGUUGCCUCAUGUUGGUUAG
Molecule: messenger RNA, 836 nt
Organism: Microbotryum saponariae
Lineage: Eukaryota; Fungi; Basidiomycota; Microbotryomycetes; Microbotryales; Microbotryaceae
Source: the annotation of a GenBank genome assembly